ACGCCAGACUCUGCUGGUGGGUUUGCGGCCUUGGAGAUCACAUUGGCGCGGGCGGCCUCGUACGUCUGCUCAGCCGUGGGAGGCUCCUGGCCUGCGUCCUCAGCGUCGGCAAUGGCGUUCUCGACGGCGUUGUCCAUCUUGCUGCGCACAACGAGCACAGGGACGCGACGACGAAGGCACUCCUAGUAGAUCUGACACGAGAAGACACACACGGAGACAGAGACACGGAGAGAGGGGUGACAGUCCAGAAAAGAGCCCUCCCGGUCAUGUGCUGACCUUGUGGUCAAUCGCGCGCAACCGCUCGGCGACGACGAGCAGGACGAUGGUGGCGUAUCUGAUCCCAAUCAUUCGGGGAUAUGUAUCCUCGGGCACAAGCAACGUCCCUGCCCCUGGGCAGAAGCGACAGAGAAAGGAUACACAAACUUUCCUCUGUUUCUCUGUGCCCCCCGUCUCUCUGCUUCCUUUGCCCCGUCACUGCUCGCCCACCCGGUGUGUCGAUCAUGAUAGCCAGGUGGAAGAGUGGGCUGUCCUCGGCGAAGGUGUAGACGGUGGGUCUCUCCGUGCACUCGCCAAGAGCACUAACCGCGGCCCGCGCGACAGUGCUGCCUCCGCGGGCCAGCGCGUAGAGAUGGCUGACCACCAUCAUCAGCAGGUUGAUCAGGGUCGACUUGCCGGUGCCCGCGUUUCCACACAGCAUGACCUGUGCCCUGUUCGGGUGAUCCUCCAUGGCCUGCUUCUGGUACUCGGUCCUCGGAUAGUCCUGCUCGAACUUGCGCUUCCUCUCCUCUUCCUCGGCGAGGGCCUUGCGGGCUCCCUCAUCUUGCGCGGCAAACAAUUGUUGCUCGUGACGGCGCUGCAGGUCUGCCUCGUUCUGCUGACGGUUGGCUUCUGCCUGCGUCUCCAUCUCUUCGGCCGCACCUUUGGCCGCCCGACGAACCGCUUCUGGAACUGGACCGCCUCCACCCCCGCCGAAGGGGAGUUUGGCGACUUCGACGGCUGCAAGAACGUAGGGCACAGCCUGGAAGACAGCGGAGGCCACGGUAGAGACCACGUUACCCAUGCUGCCGGGGAAAGUGGAUGCGAAACCAAGGGAAAGGAAAGAAACUCGGCGGAAAGAGGAAACAAAGAAGAUUGCGAGCGUACAGUACAGUGCGGCUCGGGAUCCAUCACAACGGCGCUCGGGAUCGCCAUGCAUCCCAUGGU
Molecule: messenger RNA, 1203 nt
Organism: Vitrella brassicaformis
Lineage: Eukaryota; Vitrellaceae
Source: the annotation of a GenBank genome assembly